GCUAUGGAUUUUCUUCUUGAAUUCCCAACAGUAGUCUUCUUUUUCAUCCUGGUAUCUCUUUACUAUUUACUUCCAUGGAGGUCAAGGAAUACAAAGCUCAGCAAUAGCAAUAAAAGGGUUGCACCAGAAGCUGUUGGGGCAUGGCCAAUAAUUGGUCACCUCCAUCUGUUAGGAGGUAAUUCUAUUCCUCACAUUACUUUGGGAGCAUUGGCUGACAAAUAUGGACCAGCUUUCACCAUUCGGCUUGGUAUGCAACCUGCUUUGGUAGUAAGUAGUUGGGAGGUAGCAAAGGAAUGUUUUAGUACAAACGAUAGGGCCCUUGCCACCAGAUCCAAGUCAAUAGCCACAAAGCUCAUGGGCUACAACUAUGCUCUAUUUGCCUUCACUUAUUAUGGGACUUAUUGGCGUGAGAUACGCAAGAUAGUCAUGCUUCAGCUUCUCUCCAACCGUCGGCUAGAGAUGCUCAAGCAUGUCAGAGCCUCAGAGAUCGAAGCUUUCAUAAAAGAGAUAUACAAGAUGUGGGAAGAGAAGAAGGGUGGCCAAAAUAUACAAGUCUUGGUUGAUAUGAAGAAAUGGUUCGCAGAUUUAACACUAAAUAUUAUUGUCAGAAUGGUUGCUGGAAAGAGAUAUUUCUCUAAUAAAGCCUCUGAUGCAGAGGAGGCACUGCAGUGUCAAGAAGGAGUUAGAGAUUUUUUUCACUAUAUUGGUCUAUUUGUGGUUUCAGAUUCAUUUCCCUUUCUUGAGGGGUUGGACUUGCAAGGAUAUGAGAAAGCUAUGAAGAAGACGGCAAAAAAUUUGGAUUCUAUAGUUGAAGGAUGGUUGAAGGAACAUAAGCUUAAGCGAUCAUCUGCUAACUAUGGCCAGGCCAAGGGUGAUCAAGAUUUCAUGGAUGUUGUGAUAUCUAUCAUGGAGGAUUCAAAGCUCUCAUCAGAAGAGUAUGAUGCUGAUACGAUCAUCAAAGCUACUUGCUUAAAUAUGAUUCUAGGUGCCAAUGACACUACUGUGGUUACAUUCACAUGGACCCUCUCAUUACUACUCAACAAUCCUCACGUUUUAAAAAGAGCCCAAGAUGAGUUGGACAUCCACGUUGGAAGAGACAGACAAGUGGACGAAUCAGAUAUAGUUAAGUUGGAAUAUCUCCAAGCAAUAAUCAAGGAAACAUUGCGUCUCUACCCUGCAGCUCCACUAUCUGUUCCACAUGAGGCCAUAGAAAAGUGUACCAUAGCUGGUUAUCAUGUUCCAAUAGGAACUCGUAUAGUGACAAAUCUUUAUAAGAUUCAUAGAGAUCCAAGAGUAUGGAAGGACCCAGAUGAAUAUAGGCCAGAGAGGUUUCUCACCAGCCAUGUAGACCUUGAUCUUCGAGGUCAGCACUUUGAGUUCAUCCCUUUUGGCUCUGGCAGGCGAAUGUGUCCUGGGAUUUCUUUUGCUCUUCAAGUUCUGCACUUGGGUCUGGCUCGUUUGCUUCAUGGGUUUGAUUUUUCAACUCCUUCUAAUGCACUUGUGGAUAUGACAGAGAGCCCAGGGCUGACCAAUAUCAAGGCAACACCACUUGAAGUCCUCCUCACCCCACGCCUUCCUCCUGAAGUAUAUGGAUAGAAUCUUUCCAUAGUUUCACUCCGAAACCUAGUGCAGGAUUAUUAUGAAUCCAAUAUCAUUGCAUCUUGGGUAUACAGUUAAUUGGAGUUAUGUUGUAACACAUGUAAUGUAUGACAAGUAUGAGAGAUGUAUGACUUAUUUUUCAUCAUUCCCGUUUUAAUUAACUAUAGUUUAGAGUGAUUAGGCAGAAAUUUAGACUAUAUAUAUGGAAGGCACAAAGAGUUAUAAAAUUGGAAGAUGACGAGAAAGAAAUAGACAUAAAUUAAUCAUUAUUGUUA
This is a messenger RNA of Macadamia integrifolia, 1874 nucleotides long. Its product is annotated as cytochrome P450 CYP82D47-like. NCBI's taxonomy places the organism in Eukaryota, Viridiplantae, Streptophyta, Magnoliopsida, Proteales, Proteaceae. The record is from RefSeq and is a predicted model, not a curated record. Gene Ontology annotation, biological process: defense response to other organism. Gene Ontology annotation, molecular function: oxidoreductase activity, acting on paired donors, with incorporation or reduction of molecular oxygen; heme binding; monooxygenase activity. The transcript is spliced from 2 exons. The coding region runs from base 4 to 1596 and encodes 530 amino acids.